Messenger RNA from Moesziomyces antarcticus, 1218 nucleotides. RefSeq lists its product as uncharacterized. The record is from RefSeq and is a predicted model, not a curated record. The coding region runs from base 1 to 1218 and encodes 405 amino acids. Lineage: Eukaryota; Fungi; Basidiomycota; Ustilaginomycetes; Ustilaginales; Ustilaginaceae. The transcript has a single exon.
AUGUUUGUGCCGCGCAAGCUGCAGAAGCGCACGCACCCCGGUCGCGCCCAGCCGCGCACUGGCGAGCACGAUCAAGAUGCCUGCGCCCCGCAGACGCACGAGACUCCAGCGGGACCCAGCCUCGCUGUGGACGCGGGCAAGCUCGAGCGGCUGGUGGAGUUCCUGCACACUGUGCUGAGUCCGCUGCACGUCGCACUCGCUGCGCGGGACGAGGAGCGCACGCAUCCAGCUAGCACACCGUGGUCGGACCUAGCUGCGGCCAUUGCGGCGCGUGGCUCGGGCAUCCAUCUGGCGCGGCUGCUUCAGCUGGUCCCCGGGCUCGCGACACGGUGCAAAUCCAUCAGCCUGCUCGAGGCAGCACUGACUACGUGGCAGGCUGGCGCGGCGGCAGGGUGGUUCAGCCUGGAAGCGUUCCGAAUCACAUGGUCCGAUGGCUACGCCGACAUCGUCAGGCACCUCGUCGCAGCGAAAGAAAUAGCAGAGGCACUCGGUCCCCGGCUGGCAUAUAUCGAGUGUAUCCCGCCAGCGGUGCGGACUCGAGCACAGGCGACAGAGUACGUCGCGCGGCUGCUCAAAGCCGGCGCGGGCGGUGGGGUGUUUGGUGUGCUGGAACCAGCGGUGGUGCAGCACGCACUCAUGGCGGACAAGACGGUCGAGUUGGGAGCAAGGUGGGUGUCGGGUCGUGGAUUCUUUGUGCUCGACGCGCGUCGUGUAGAGCAUCUCUGCGAUACCCAUCCCUGGGACUUGGCGCAAAGAGUUCACAGAGAAGAGCCGGUGCGGUGUUUGUCGUGGCCGCAGUGGGAGCGGUUGCACGCGAUGUACACGGCGCAUCAGCUUGCACAACGGCCAGCCGCACCCAGUGUCAAGAUGGAGCACAAGUGGUGGCGCGGAACCAUGCUGCUGCUUUGCCUGCCAUUUCGCGAGGGGUCUCUUCACGUUCCCGAGGGUGGGGAUCGGACGGUGGGGUUUUGGAAUCGUCAUCUGAAGCCGCAGCUCGAACGAGGCGUGCCCGAGUCGAUUGCAUACAUGCACAUGCACCAAGACGGCGUGGCGAUCCGCACCGCCCAUCCUGUCUACGCCACGCAGCUACUGGCCCACUUCGCCCAGCUCGACCGCAUGCCACCCCGCGAUGAAGACGACCUGUGGUGCCAACUCCCCGCCAAAGUUCAGACCGCCGCGCACACACGGCUGCUCACCCUCGAUCGCAAACUCAUCUAG